Messenger RNA from Bactrocera oleae (olive fruit fly), 1841 nucleotides. Its product is annotated as cytochrome c oxidase assembly factor 1 homolog. NCBI's taxonomy places the organism in Eukaryota, Metazoa, Arthropoda, Insecta, Diptera, Tephritidae. Gene Ontology annotation, biological process: mitochondrial respiratory chain complex IV assembly; mitochondrial respiratory chain complex I assembly. The record is from RefSeq and is a predicted model, not a curated record. Gene Ontology annotation, cellular component: mitochondrial inner membrane.
AUAACCUUAAUUAUAUCAAUCAGCUGGUUAUUAGAAACAGUGCUACCAUUAAAAACUAUUUUUUUUAAUAUAACAUCGGAUUCACAUCCACGUCUGCAAGGAUUACUAAGAUCAACAUUUUCAUCUUUUAAACUUCAAUAAAUAGAAAGGUCUCAUUUUGGGUUUUCGGAUGCGUGAUGUUUUUAAAAGUUUGACUAAUUCUCAGAAAUAUUGAAUUUUUUUUACAUGUAAAAUAUACUGGCAUCUCGUGAUUACAGCUGAUUCUGAUGAAAAAAUAGAAAAAAAAUUUUCGCUAAAUCCUGUAAAAACUAUUGUAAUACCAUGAAAUAAGGAUUUUCUGAAUUCCAAACAUGCGAUUUCCCUCAAAUAAAACAUUAGGAAAAAUUGUUGUUUAUGGAGCAUUUGCAUCCAUUACGGGUGUAAUGUACAUGCGUUACAGAAUUGAAGAUAGCGUUAGGAACUCUGAAUAUUUCCGGAUAGCAUUAAAAACCCUAAGACAACACAAGGGUGCAUCGAGUUUGCUUGGAGAACCAAUUAAAGAGCUUGGAUUCGAUUUAGGCGACAGUAGCAAUUUUUCUGACGGACAAAGUGCCCAGUUUAUGGUUAAUGUAAAAGGUGUUAAAGAUAAAGGUAAAAUGUAUUUUUGGGCGAAUCGGACGCCUGAAUCCGGGUGGUUCAUUGAUCGCUUAGAAUUAGAGUUGCGCUCCCAACCUGAAAAACGUUUCCUAAUAAAAAAAUCUCAAACAAUGAAAACAACCGUCAACGAUGAACGUAACGAAUGAAAUUGUUCUUCUACUUCAUCACGUUAACGUGAAAUGCACUAGUACAUAAGAUAGAUGCACCUACAUGCACACAUGUUUAGUGAAAAUUGAAUUAAAUGCAAAGUGCAGUAACAAAUUAAAAAAUAUAAUCAUAGUUUUUACAAAUACAACUUGACUGUUUGUGAAAUAUGUAUAUUACAAAUAUAUUUUUAAGCAUAAACUAGUUAGUAUUUUUUGAGUAAAAACCCUUGCAUGUUUGAAGUAAUUUCUGUAACAAAAUAUUAAAUUAUACUAUUCACAUCAUAUGUUUUAUUUGUACUUUACCUUUAUCAAAUCGGCGAUGAAUCAAUGCAUUUGCUCUACAAAAUUUAAAACACGGUAAUUUUAAAAUUAGCUUCAUAUAAAACAUAUGCAGCCUUUUCUGAUUUUCAGUGUAAUAUUUUAUUGGGCAAGUUUUUCACUAAAACAUUGCAAGAAAUAAGAGAGCGACCAACUUUUAUAUAUUUAUGCAUGCAUAUAUUAUAUGUAUGUGUAUGUAUACCGUCAAGGUUAUUGAAUUUGUAUGUAGUCGAAAAGUCCUGAACUUGUUUCAACUAAAUUAGUACCUUAUAAUACAUUACUUCAUUCAUUUUCCGCAUUCAACGACAAAGUCGACAAUGGUGUGUGAAUUACUCUGAAAUACAGCUCUCUAAUGUUACAUUCGUAAUAAUAGCCACCAUUGUAGAUAUAUGUAUAUUUAUUUAUAUAAACUCUUUAGAAUUAUAUAAAGCAAGUGUUUGUUUUAAUAACAUUUUCAUUGCCGAAUUCCACAUUUCAAUUAUGAAAGGAUUUUUUUCUGUUAAAUUAUCCAAAUAGAUGUGAUUAAUAAGAUAACUCAUUUGGGGAGUUUUUGUAAAUUUUAAACUCAGUGAUUUAAAUAUACAAUUUUUAAAACCGUUCACUUUGUAAUUUUAUGGAUAUAAAUAUUUUAUGAAAGCUAUGAGAAGACUGAAUGGGCGAUCCGAAAUUUAAUAAUUUAGUUAUGUCGGUUUUCCUCUCAAAGUUUUCUCCGCCUUCAAUAAAGUCUUAAUAUCUAGCGAA